This is a messenger RNA of Neohortaea acidophila, 2145 nucleotides long. Its product is annotated as putative 1,4-glycogen branching enzyme. Gene Ontology annotation, molecular function: cation binding; hydrolase activity, hydrolyzing O-glycosyl compounds; 1,4-alpha-glucan branching enzyme activity. Bases 1 to 2145 code for a protein of 714 amino acids. The record is from RefSeq and is a predicted model, not a curated record. Gene Ontology annotation, cellular component: cytoplasm. Lineage: Eukaryota; Fungi; Ascomycota; Dothideomycetes; Mycosphaerellales; Teratosphaeriaceae. The transcript is spliced from 3 exons. Gene Ontology annotation, biological process: glycogen biosynthetic process.
AUGGACGCCCUCAACGAGACCUCGCAAAACUCCGUCAAUGGCUCGGUUGGAAGCAACCAGAUCGCUCACGAUGGCACAGGCGUCGUCAAAAUGGACCCCUACCUCGAGCCCUUCACCGAUACCCUCAAACGUCGCUUCUCCAAAGCCCAAGAAUGGAUCAAACGCAUCAACGCCAGCGAAGGCAGCCUCGAGCAAUUCUCGCGCGGCUACGAACGCUUUGGCUUCACCGUAGCCCCCGACCACACCAUCACAUAUCGCGAAUGGGCUCCCUUUGCCCUUCGUGCAUAUCUGAUUGGCGACUUCAACGGCUGGAACCGUGACAGUCAUGAGAUGAAGCGCAACCCAUACGGUGUCUGGGAGCUCACCCUCCCGCCAAAAGACGGCAGACCCGCCAUCGAGCACGACAGCAAGAUCAAGAUCAGCCUGGUGGUGCCGAACGACCACCAGAGGCAAGAGAGAAUCCCCGCGUGGAUCACACGAGUCACCCAAGACCUCUCCGUCUCUCCCGUCUACGAUGCACGAUUCUGGAACCCGCCGCACAAAUAUCAGUUCAAGCAUCCGCGUCCUCCCAAGCCCGCCUCUGCACGCAUCUAUGAAGCACACGUUGGUAUCUCCAGCCCGGAGCCCAAGGUGGCUACAUACAAAGAGUUCACGCAAAACACACUCCCGCGCAUCCGCGAUUUGGGUUACAACACCAUCCAGCUCAUGGCCAUUAUGGAGCACGCCUACUACGCUUCCUUUGGCUACCAGAUCAACUCCUUCUUCGCCGCAUCCUCCCGCUACGGCUUCCCCGACGAUCUCAAGGAGCUCAUCGACACCGCACACGGCAUGGGCAUUACUGUCCUGCUUGAUGUUGUCCAUUCUCACGCAAGCAAGAAUGUGCUCGACGGCCUGAACAUGUUCGACAACAGCGAUCACCUCUACUUCCACGAGGGUCAGAAGGGCCGACACGAGCUCUGGGAUUCCCGUCUGUUCAACUACGGCAGCCACGAAGUCCUCCGAUUCCUCUUGUCAAAUCUGCGCUUCUGGAUGGAGGAGUACCAAUUCGACGGUUUCCGCUUUGACGGUGUGACCUCCAUGCUGUACACCCAUCACGGCAUCGGCACCGGCUUCUCUGGCGGCUACCAUGAGUACUUCGGCCCCAGUGUGGACGAAGACGGUGUUGUCUACCUCAUGCUCGCCAAUGAGAUGCUACACAACCUCUACCCCAAUGUUAUCACCAUUGCGGAAGACGUUAGUGGCAUGCCGGCGCUGUGUGUGAGGCUCAGUCUAGGCGGAAUAGGAUUCGACUACAGACUGGCCAUGGCCGUGCCUGACUUGUACAUCAAGUGGCUGAAGGAGAAGUCAGACGCCGAUUGGGACAUGGGCGAGCUGUGCUUCACCCUGACCAACCGAAGACACGGCGAAAAGACAAUCGCCUACGCCGAGAGCCACGAUCAAGCGCUCGUCGGCGACAAGACCCUCCUCUUCUGGCUCUGCGACGCGCAAAUGUACACUCACAUGUCCACGCUCUCCGAGUUCACCCCAGUCAUUGAGCGCGGCAUGGCCCUGCACAAAAUGAUCCGGCUCAUCACGCACGCCCUCGGCGGCGAAGCCUACCUCAAUUUCGAAGGCAACGAAUUCGGGCACCCAGAAUGGCUCGACUUCCCGCGCGAGGGCAACAACAACAGCUUCCACUACGCGCGCCGCCAAUUCAACCUCGUCGAGGACUCCCUGCUGCGCUACCGCUUCCUCAACGACUUCGACAAAGCAAUGCAGCACGCGGAAGAGAAGUACGGCUGGCUGCACAGCCCGCAAGCCUAUAUCUCCCUCAAGAACGAAAGCGACAAGGUCAUCGUCUUCGAGCGCGCGGGCCUGCUGUGGAUCUUCAACUUCCACCCCACCAACUCCUACCCGGACUACCGCGUCGGCGUCGAAGACGCAGGUACGUACCGCAUCGUGCUCAACACCGACAGCGCCGCUUUCGGCGGGCUGGGCCGCGUCGCGGACGAGGGGAGCCAGCGCUUCUUCUCAACGGAUUUCGCGUGGAAUAACCGCCGCAACUUUUUGCAGGUGUAUGUGCCGAGUCGCUCGGCGCUGGUGCUGGCCAAGGAGGAGACGCUCGAUCCGGCGUGGAAGAGUGCGGUGCAUUUGGGGUAUGAUUGA